AUGCCGUUAUUGGUUCUUGCAAUGGAUUGUUUUGCAUGUCGGAUUUUAUUUCUAUAUAUCUAUGGAAUCCCUCCAUCAGCAACCUAUGUCGUUGCUAUCGGCUUUGGAUUUCAUCGUAGCAAAAAUGACUAUAAGAUUGUGAGGGUGAUGAGGUUUGAACGCAAAGAGUUUGAGGUUGAGGUUUACAGCCUUAGACUGAAUUCUUGGAGAAGAAUUAGUGCAGUUCCUCCUGAUGUUAGUGUUUCUGAAGACGAAUGUGCAUUCUUGAAUGGAGUUGUGUAUUGGAGUACAAGAGAGCCUUUUCAAGGUUCCACCUUCAUUCUUUCUUUUGAUUUUGGCAGUGAGGAGUUUAGAAGGAUCAUGCUACCUCAUGAAGUAAGGAUCAUGCUACAUCAUGAACGCACAAGUUUCCGACACAUUCAUAUUCGAGUGUUUGAGAAAUCACUUUCCUUCUUCCAUCGACGAAGACAAGAUGGGCAACCGGGUUGGUUUUAUGACGUAUGGGUUCUUGAAAUGGAUACUUGGAAAAAGACCUGCACCAUUUUUCUCCCCGAAAGGGGAUGUGUACCAGGUCCACUAGCGUUCACUGGAAAUGGCAGAUUUCUUAUGGUUAUGACAGGUACUUUUUCGAAAGGUCCAUAUUUGGUUUUAUAUGAUCCUGAGGCGCACCAAACCACCAACACCGGAAUCAAAAUGAUGAAGCCUUGCGGGUAUGUCGAUGCUUAUAUUGAGAGUUUAAUUUUACUCAAGUGA
This is a messenger RNA of Prunus armeniaca (apricot), 753 nucleotides long. The record is from the annotation of a GenBank genome assembly. NCBI's taxonomy places the organism in Eukaryota, Viridiplantae, Streptophyta, Magnoliopsida, Rosales, Rosaceae.